AUGAACCUUCUUGAUCUACCCACUGAGGUGCUCGCCAUGAUAGCAGGCGCCCUCCAGAACGCGAAGGACAUCAACAGCCUCGCACGGACAAGCCGCGCUCUCUACUCUUGUAUCAACUACGUCCUCUACAAGUCCGAUGUGCAGAAUGAAAGCGGAAAAGCUCUGAUCUGGGCUGCACGACGCAACAAGCCGGCGACCGCCAGGAUGUCCCUCCAGGCAGGCGUUAAAACACUGAAACAAUGGCAUCGGACGCCUCUAGUCUUCGCGUUAAAGCGCGGCCACGAAGCCAUGAUGCGACUGUUACUGGACGAAGGUGUUGAUCCGGACGAGAUUCUUUUUGAAGGCUCUCGAAUGGAAACUACUGCUUUAUACAUGGCGGCUAGCAGUGGCUAUGACGCUAUUGUCAAGCUCUUGAUCGACAAGGGUGCGAGCGUUAAUCUCAAGAAGGCUCCUGGACACCCUUUGGUAAUCGCUGCAUCCAACAACAGGAAAACCGUGGUCAGACUUCUACUUGAGAAUGGUGCAGAUCCUAACGCCACCCGGCGAUAUGAUAAUACAACGGCUCUUAACAUUGCAGUGAUGAGGGGGAAUAGUGAGAUUGUAAGCAUGCUACUACACAAGGGUGCGCAUACAGAAAUGGGCGAUGACCACGGAACUACACCACUUCAUGCAGCGAUAAAGAAAAAUCACUGCAAAAUCACCCAGCUAUUACUAGAAGGAGGAGCGGAUGUGGGAGCCCGCGACAGUUCUGGAUGCACUCCGUUGGACUCAGCCAUGACAUACGGCUCUCAGCGAUCGCUGUCUCUGUUCCUGAAGCAUGUGGAACUAAACGCUCAGAAUUGCUGGCGUCUGCAUACUGCCAUAACUAUGAACAAGACUGCUGCUGUCCGGUUGCUUCUCGCUCAUGGUGCGGACAUCAACCGCAAAGAUUCAGAGGGCCAGACCCCUUUGCUCUAUGCUAUGCUCCAGGGAUAUGAUCAUCUCGUCGAACUUUUGUUGCUUUACGAUGUCGACCCAGACGCCGAAAGACACGACGGACUCAGUCCGUUAAAGUUAGCAAAUGAAAUAAACAGGGAAGACUGGGCGCAAAAACUAAGAGAAAAGCGUGAUGAACGCAAGUCCUCGCGCUCAUAG
This is a messenger RNA of Aspergillus viridinutans, 1134 nucleotides long. RefSeq lists its product as uncharacterized. Gene Ontology annotation, molecular function: protein binding. Lineage: Eukaryota; Fungi; Ascomycota; Eurotiomycetes; Eurotiales; Aspergillaceae. Bases 1 to 1134 code for a protein of 377 amino acids. The record is from RefSeq and is a predicted model, not a curated record. The transcript has a single exon.